Molecule: messenger RNA, 2153 nt
Organism: Folsomia candida
Lineage: Eukaryota; Metazoa; Arthropoda; Collembola; Entomobryomorpha; Isotomidae
Product: FAST kinase domain-containing protein 5, mitochondrial
Exons: 7
Coding region: 126-2072 (648 amino acids)
Source: RefSeq, a predicted model, not a curated record
UUGCAGCACAGCGCGAAUUUACCCUCCUCGUGUUGCUGCUGAAGAUAAUUUAUUUCCAAUGAAAAUAGUUAUUUCAUAUAGUACAUAAUAAAUAAAGAACGAAAAAUUGUGUUAAUUGUUUGACCAUGAUAGCUCCCGUUUGUCGUCAUUUUUCAUUCUGCCAAGAGUUGCAAAACAUACGACAGACGAUUCGUCUUGCGAAUUGGGCGAUUCACAAAACUGGUGGUUCUUAUUCUCGACAUUAUUGUAAUUACAGGUUAAUAAAAGAUUUUCACGGUAACACGUGCUGGCAUCAAUUCUUCAAAAGGAGCUUAUCCACUUUGCCCACUCCGCGUUGCAGUAGUAUUAGUGGUGUACACAAGUAUUUGUGGCAGAAUGAUGAGAAUAAUAACGCAGAGGCUUACAUGAGGACUACGACCGGCUACAAAAACACGUUUUUCGAUCCCAAUAAGCAGCCAAAGAAUAAAGUAUGCCAUCAAGUUGUGCACGAGUUUAUUCAGGCGUCGGUAAACAACGGUGGUCAGCCCAUAAGUUGUCCCUCGAAUAAGAGUACUGUUGACGCCGUGUUAUCGAACUUGAGGGAGCUAACUGACGAAGAGUUGCUCAAAAUUAUUCACCAUCUUCGCUUCUACGCCCCAUCAGAGCAAGCCAACGAUCCAAGUUAUGUACGACUUUGGUCAGCCUUGGAUGCAGAAUGCGUAUCGCGAAUGUCGACCUGGGGUCUGGAUUUCCUCUUCCAAACUGCAGAUGUCUGGUAUGGGGUGAAAUUGGUAAGGUUUUCAAACUUCCAUAAGAAGUUCAUGUUGACCCUUCUCAAGAAAUGUGGCCGGCUAAAGAGGGAACACUUCAUUCGGUUCAUGUACUGCUUAAACUUGGCUAGAACACUUCCAAAUUAUUCGGCAAAAUAUGAAAUUCAAGAUUAUUUGAGAACAGAGGUGGACACUAUGAAUCAUCAAGAGGCCUCCAUCGUAGCAAUGUCGUGUUUCAAAACUGAGACGAAUAUAGAUGACCCAGUAAUAGUUGAAAAAUUGCUCAACAUUGCUAUUUCUGCGAGACAGGAAAUUGACUAUAUUUCGAUUUCUGCCGUUGCCAAAUUUGCUAGAUUUACCUCAAGUCCGAAACUCAAACCCGUGUUGAUCAAAUUGCAAGAAGCGUUUCUUCCCGAGUUGGGAAGGUUGAACGUUCACUCAAGCGUACAUCUAGCUCUGGUUGGAACCAAGACUCAAUUGGCACACAAACCUCUGCUUAACGCUGUGGUGGAAAUUAUCCAGGACAAUAUAGAGAGUGCAAGACUUAAAGACUUGGAGCGGAUUGCAUUGGUCAUGACAAUGUUUGACGUAGAUUGUGACAAAUUGGGCUGGCUCAUUGUGGAAGAACUAGCGUCUCCACGAAGAACGGAAGAGAUUAAAGAGUAUGGCCGCUGUCUUCCUGCAAUUCUUCACUAUCUGAGCAUUAGGGAGAUAUUUCCACAGAAUUUGAUAAAUUAUGUCUUGGGAGAAAAAUUUGUACAAACAUAUUAUGCAAAUACAUCUGAAAUUUACCUUCGAGAACUUUUGUGUUUGGAUUUUUGUGCCGAACUGGAAAUCGUGGGAUACACUGGAGCAAGACUUGACAAAAUAGCCAGAGACAAAAUAUCUAAAGGCCACAUUUCAAGAGUUUCUAAACCCCUCGGACCAAAGUUAUCAGCCUAUGAAGUAUCUCUCAGGAAAUUGACUACUAUUUUAGAGUCAUUUUUGGGCGGACCAGAGUAUUGUGUUAUUUCCAACAUUCUGCCACAUCAUCAUUGCAAAAAGAUUAUAUUUUGUACUGAUGCAACUGGAAAACCUUCCCCGAUUCCUCAUCAUUACCGAAACCUCCCAGAACAUGAAAUCAAGUAUUUGAAUGGGGGAGAUCUACAGUUCCAUGUAAUGUACGCUUGCAACAGGAGCGAUUUUAUUCCUUCGGAAAAAAAGUUGACAGGAUCCGGAAACCUAAUUAUUCGACAAUUAAAGAAGCUGGGAUAUCGGGUUCAUGUGAUAUUCCCACCAUUCACGGUUACCCAAGUAAACGACGUAAUGCAAAAAUUACUGUGAUUAAGUAUUUAUUGUACUAAUUUAUUCUUAAUUAAAAUAUAUAUCAUAUAUAAUAUAUCUAUAGCGUAUGAUGACAAACAA